UUUGUGGGGUUAUGUAUAUAACCUAUAUAUUUAUUAGAUGGGAUAUUUUUCACAAUAGUUAACAGAGUCCGUUAUCAAUUUGUCAUUCUUUUUUAAUGAUAAAAAAGGUGAGAUCUUACUUAGCACCUACACACAACACGGGACAAACAAGUUGGAUAUAUUUAGUAAAUUGAUAAUUGGUCCUAUCAUCGUUAAAAGAUUUGGUAUUCAAUUCCUUGUUCUAAGAUAAAAGAAAGUAUCCUCUUCCCUCUUCCCUCUUCCCCCUUCUCUCCCCACCUUGGACCCCAAAAUUUCUAAAUUGCGAACGAGCUGUGCCUCUUCCGCAAAGCCCCAUCAUAACUUUAGAAGGCCAACCUCAACUUCCUUGUCUUCCUUGUCUUCCUUGUCGGCGGCUAGGGAGAUCAUAAGGAGAGCAACUAACAUCUUCCGAAUCUCCCAUACUUAUAUUCGUUCUCUUAUCGUAUCAUUGAUAUACAUUCAUUUCAAAAAGGAAACAUCUCACUUCAACCUCACCCACUUUGAGAUCAAUCACUCUUAGAUCUCAUCAAGACCUCGAAACUUACGCGUUCCACAACAUCCGAAUCAAACAUGGCGGAUCUUCAAGGAAGAAAGGUAUUCAAGGUCUUCAAUCAGGACUUCAUCGUCGAUGAGAGAUAUACAGUAACCAAGGAGCUCGGUCAAGGAGCUUAUGGUAUCGUCUGGUACGAUGUUACUUUCUUUUCGACCCUACCUGCAUAUGCGCACAUCCGUAUGAUAAACCUCUAGCUAACAUUAUUCUUUAUCUCAGUGCCGCUACCAAUUCUCAAACACAAGAAGGUGUCGCAAUUAAGAAGGUCACAAAUGUCUUUAGUAAGAAGAUUUUGGCAAAGCGUGCGCUACGAGAGAUAAAGUUGUUACAACAUUUCAGAGGUCAUCGUAACGUAUGCGACUCUUAUAUUCAUGAUGGUGGUGGGGUAGUGCUGACCCUAGAUAGAUUACUUGUCUGUAUGAUAUGGACAUUCCUCGACCAGAUAACUUCAAUGAGACAUACCUCUAUGAAGGUAAGAUGGACUUUUUCAUUCCCAUACUCAAUUCAUACUAAUUUCUUCUUCGCAGAGCUUAUGGAGUGUGAUCUCGCUGCUAUCGUACGAUCUGGUCAACCACUCACCGAUGCACAUUUUCAGUCUUUCAUUUAUCAAAUUCUUUGUGGUUUAAAAUAUAUUCAUUCUGCGAAUGUUCUUCAUCGUGAUUUGAAGCCCGGUAAUUUGCUGGUCAAUGCCGAUUGCGAGUUGAAGAUUUGUGAUUUUGGUCUUGCAAGAGGUUUCUCCGUUGAUCCUGAAGAGAAUGCUGGAUACAUGACGGAAUAUGUUGCUACAAGAUGGUAUCGUGCCCCUGAGAUUAUGUUGAGCUUCCAGAGCUAUACGAAAGCUAGUAAGUUAUACCAUCAUGGGUCGAAAAGUGACAUGUCACUAACCUAAAUUAGUUGAUGUAUGGUCAGUAGGGUGUAUUCUCGCAGAAUUACUUGGCGGUCGUCCCUUCUUCAAGGGAAGAGAUUAUGUUGAUCAACUCAACCAAAUUUUGCACAUCCUUGGUACACCUAAUGAAGAAACAUUAUCACGAAUUGGAUCUCCACGAGCACAAGAAUACGUCCGAAACUUACCAUAUAUGGCCAAGCGACCUUUCCCAACUUUAUUCCCCAACGCCAAUCCAGAUGCCCUCGACCUCCUUGAUCAUAUGUUAGCAUUCGAUCCAUCCUCCCGUAUUGAUGUCGAAACCGCUCUUGAACACCCAUACCUUCAUAUCUGGCACGAUGCUUCCGAUGAGCCCGGAUGUCCAACAACAUUCAACUUCGAUUUUGAAGUUGUGGAAGAUGUUGGUGAGAUCAGAAAGUUGAUUUUAGAAGAAGUUCACCGAUUUAGACAACAUGUCCGUGUUCAACCUGGUCAACAGGGUCAAAGUAAUGGACCUCAAGUACCUAUACCACAGGAUCAAGCAAGCUGGAGGGCUGAGGAUCCAAGACCACAAGAAGCUUAUGGACAAGGACCAAAUGAUCUGGAACAAGAUUUACAAGGUGGAUUGGAUGCUAUGCGAUCAUAGAGAGUGUUUGUCUUAUCAAUACUGAUUCUUGGGAAGUGAGGGGUUUGAUUUCAAACUUGGAUUAAAGAAAAAAAGAUCAAUAGGGAUUGGAUUAUAAGCGUACGAUGCAAGAUUCCCCAAAGCAAGCAUGAAUCAAUUUCUUGGCGCAUUGCGAAUAUUUUCUUAUCCUUUAAUUCUUGAAGAUUUAACCUGAUUAUUGGAAAAAUGGAAAGGACUGGGGUCCAUCUGGUCUGGUCUAAUAAAUGUACGUAGUUUCUUUGAGGCAGGACCUAUAGCAAUGCAACAGCGAAUAUUCUUUUUUUGUCAAUGUCAAACCACCUUGGG
Messenger RNA from Sclerotinia trifoliorum, 2400 nucleotides. Lineage: Eukaryota; Fungi; Ascomycota; Leotiomycetes; Helotiales; Sclerotiniaceae. The record is from the annotation of a GenBank genome assembly.